Molecule: messenger RNA, 2757 nt
Organism: Cuculus canorus (common cuckoo)
Lineage: Eukaryota; Metazoa; Chordata; Aves; Cuculiformes; Cuculidae
Gene: EDN3
Product: endothelin 3
Exons: 5
Coding region: 282-782 (166 amino acids)
Biological process (GO): regulation of systemic arterial blood pressure by endothelin; vein smooth muscle contraction; intracellular calcium ion homeostasis
Cellular component (GO): extracellular region
Molecular function (GO): endothelin B receptor binding; hormone activity
Source: RefSeq, a predicted model, not a curated record
GGGGGUGGGGUGGGAGGUGUGCGUGGGAAAAGUCGAGCGAUGGAUCUUCCCUUCUUUUGACAACACUCUCCCCUUCAGGACUAAGUCUGCACUGGAGGGAAAUAACUGCGAGGGAGAACCACUAAUCACACCUCCGUGUGGGAACUAACCCCGGGAGCAGCGUGUGCCGCCAGCCCCAGGAUAUUCCCUGCCUCCAACCUGAAGGGAUCUCUCCUGGAACGGUUCAGCCGCCCGGGCAGUUCACCUUUGCCUGCAGUUAACAAGCGUGCAAUUUGGGUUUAAUGGAGCUGGGUUUAUUGUUCCUCUUUGGACUUACAAUUACGUCGACUGCAGGGUCGGCGCUGCCCCGGGCUCGGUCCCCGGCGCUGCCGGCGGCGCAGGAGGAGCGGGAGGAGCGCGGAGCGGCGGCGCUGCCGGCGGGCAGGGGCCGGGGGGACGGCGGGGCGCCGCGGCGCAGGGCCCGCCGCUGCACUUGCUACACCUACAAGGACAAGGAGUGCGUCUACUACUGCCACCUCGACAUCAUCUGGAUCAACACCCCCGAGAGGACUGUACCAUAUGGACUGUCUAACUACAGAGGCAGUUUUAGAGGCAAAAGGUCUACAAGCCAGAUUCAAAGUACUUUCCAGUCUUCAUUUCGUUGUUCUUGUUUGGAUGCCAAUGACACACAGUGUAUGCAGUUUUGCAGAAGAACGCAAGACAGAAGAAGAAAUCAUGGAUCAAUGGAAAAGACAGAGGAGAAGGACCAACGCAGGGAAGAGGAACACACUUCAAGUCAGUAGCACAGAGUUUGGAGGAUUCUGAAGAGUCAGCUUUAAUUUUUUUUUGCCGAAGCUCAGAAGGAAGAACUUAAACUACAACUCUCCCUUGAGAUGGACAAACUGGAUGCUUCAGUCUGAUGCCAGUGGAGAAUUCAGCAGUUUGCAACACUCUCAUUUCAACAAUGCCACUUUGAGGGCACGUGAACCUGUAUGAAGAAACUUUCUCUCAUGAGCCCCUCACGAGAGUCUCAGUAAAGGAUAACUUUUAGAAAGUAACCUGGCAGGAAUGUAUCGCUAUUGAAGAACUAUUCAAAGGCAGAUCUUAUCUUGAGCAACACAAAGUUUCGGGAAACAUUUCUCUAUGUGAUUUAAAAAAGUCCAAUAGAAACAUACUGUUCCACUUACUGCUUGCUGUAUGUCCGAGGAAUCCAGCUUUGUGCAGGCAACUGUAAUUGGAGAAUGUGACAAGUUAGAGAGAGAUUGCUUGUACAUGAGUUCUCACUAAGAAUAAACAGAUACAAAACAUUUCUCUUGUUAAUGUAUGCAAGCCUAAAUCAUCAGAUUGUAACUUUUUGGCAAAUGUUUAAACGACAGUAUCUAUGCAGAAUAAAGACGAGUGGCUAGUAUAAAUAUUCUUAUUCACUAUAGCAAGUUAAGAGUAUGCAUUGAGUAGCCAAUAGAUUACCUAAUUUAUGCACAAAUUAUUCCUGCACCUCAAAGUUCUAUUCUAAAACAUUUAUGGUGAUUAUUUAGGGAUGCACUGUAGUUAACAAACAGAACUCCAAUUAUUCAUCCCAAAGAAUUACCUAAAGAUUAAAGGCUGUGGAACUCCAAGUGAAACAUCACACAAGCAGAAUAAUUGACUGUAUGAGACUAUUUGCUAUUCUAAGACCCUACAUAAGUUAUCAUCCACUGCGCAUAUGUUUGCUAGUGCUAGAAGUCACAUUUCUAUCUCUUCAUCGAAACAUUGUCACUGAAUAACCAGGAUUGGCUAUAAGGAUUAUAUUCGACCCUCAACAUUUUUCAGUGUAAAUGAUUUCAUCAGAAAGAGAAGGAAUGUUUUUGGAUAGGAGCACGCAAGAGUAAGCUAGGAAAAAUGGGAGAACAGGAUUUGUGAAAGUUACUAUAUUAUUUAUAAAUAAGGAGAGGAAAUCCCUCGCUUGUGACAUUACAGAUAUUUUUUUCGGUUUGACUGAUCUUCAUGCAGACUUUCCCCAGGGCACAUAUCUUAAACUGUAACCCGAUGACAUUAGAUUAGAUUCUAUCAGAAGAAAGAUGGUGACCAAAAGAAAAAAGAAAUUAACGGUAAAAAUGGUUAUAUAGGCUUAAACUGGUGGUAACAGACUUUGUUUGAAAGAAGAAAGGGAGAUCUUUGCCAAAAUAUAUAUGAUAUAUUUUAUAUAUAUAUGUGGAUAUAUUUCAUAAAUAAAUUAUUAUAGUUAUAAAAGUAAAUAUAUCUUUCAGUUAUUGCAUUUGUAUUAGUUUCUUACUUGCUGUCCAAAUGAUUUUGUACAUUUAUAGAAAAUAGAUUAUUUAUUGUAUAAAAACCACUUCACAUACUAUUUUCCCAUAACUUUUAAAAGACACUGUAUAGUUUUGGGGUUUUUAAAAAAUAAUGGAGCUUUGUUAUGGAGAAUGCUUGAUGUUCAUGUAUAGCUGCCAACUGGCAUUCCCCCAGCGCCGAAUGCGUACGCCCAGUUCAUACAAAAAUGCGCCUUCCUCAAGAGACUGGUAGCUCUCCUAACAGUUUGAGAAUUGAGUAUGAAAACGUAAUAAAAAUGUAUUUGAUAAUAAUUACGCAUAAAAAGCUGCAUUUCAAUUUCGUGUCCCUUUUUACUAUAAAUGUAACCCUCAUCUGGCCUAAUUUGUAUCCUGGGACAAACGAGGAGGCAGGGGUCAUUUGGACCGUGAGUGUUCUUUGUGAACGAUAUUAACUGACUUCAGUUUAGUCACUGCAUUAUUUUUCUUUUUCCUGGAACUGCAAACACAUCGCAGU